This is a messenger RNA of Austrofundulus limnaeus, 1411 nucleotides long. It is a transcript of the gene ugcg, whose product is annotated as UDP-glucose ceramide glucosyltransferase. Gene Ontology annotation, biological process: glucosylceramide biosynthetic process. The transcript has 10 exons. Gene Ontology annotation, molecular function: ceramide glucosyltransferase activity. Gene Ontology annotation, cellular component: membrane. The record is from RefSeq and is a predicted model, not a curated record. Lineage: Eukaryota; Metazoa; Chordata; Actinopteri; Cyprinodontiformes; Rivulidae. The coding region runs from base 1 to 1185 and encodes 394 amino acids.
AUGGCCCCGCUGGAUGUCGCCAUGCAGGGCCUCGCGUUGUUCGGCUUGGUUCUGUUCGCCGUGCUGUGGUUGAUGCACUUCAUGUCCAUCAUCUACGUGCGCCUUCACAUGCAUAGGAAGAGGUCAGAGGUCAAACAGCCGUUCCCCCAGGUGCCCGGGGUCUCUCUGCUGAAGCCUCUGAAGGGGGUCGACCCAAACCUCAUCUCCAACCUGGAGACCUUCUUCACGCUGGACUACCCCAAGUAUGAGAUCCUGCUCUGCGUUCAGGACCAGGAUGAUCCAGCUGUUGACGUCUGUAAGAAACUGUUGGGUAAAUAUCCAAACGUCGACGCUCGUCUCUUCAUCGGAGGGAAGAAGGUUGGAAUCAACCCAAAGAUCAACAACCUGAUGCCAGGAUAUGAAGCAGCUAAAUAUGGACUGGUGUGGAUCUGUGACAGUGGCAUCAAAGUGAAACCUGACACCCUGACAGACAUGACCAAUCAGAUGACAGAGAAGGUGGGGCUGGUCCAUGGGCUGCCGUACGUCGCUGACCGCCAAGGCUUUGCUGCCACACUGGAACAGGUGUACUUUGGGACGUCCCACCCUCGCUCCUACAUCUCUGCCAACGUGACGGGGAUCAAGUGUGUGACGGGGAUGUCGUGUCUGAUGAGGAAGGACGUGUUGGACCAGGCAGGUGGACUCGUGACCUUCGCUCAGUACAUCGCUGAGGAUUACUUCAUGGCUAAAGCCAUCGCUGACAGAGGCUGGAGGUUCUCCAUGGCCACGCAGGUGGCCCUGCAGAACUCAGGCUCAUACUCCAUUGGUCAGUUCCAGUCCAGGAUGAUCAGGUGGACCAAGCUGAGGAUCAACAUGGUUCCAGCCACGGUCCUGGAGCCGGUCUCCGAGUGUUUCCUCGCCAGCCUCAUUAUCGGCUGGGCCGCUCACCACAUCUUCAGGUGGGACAUGAUGGUCUUCUUCAUGUGUCACUGUCUGGCCUGGUUCAUCGCAGACUACAUCCAGCUGACUGGAGUCCAGGGCGGUCCUCUCAGCUUCUCCAAGCUGGACUUCGCCGUGGCCUGGUUCAUCCGAGAGUCCAUGGCCGUUCAGAUCUUCCUGUCGGCUCUGUGGGACCCCACCAUCAGCUGGAGGACCAGCCGGUACCGGCUGCGCUGCGGCGGCACCGCCGAGGAGAUCCUGGACGUGUAGUAACCAUGGCGAUGCCCCGCCCCUCCUCAUCGUUACAAAGACGAGGAGACAGAGACUGAUGGUUGUUUUAUAUGGUGUGUGUGUGUGUGUGUGUGUGUGUGUGUGUGUGUGUGUGUGUGUGUGUGUGUGUGUGUGUGUUUUUAAUUAUUUAUGUUUCUGUUGGUGCUAAAAACAAACAGCAGAGCGAGCCAAUCAGAACGCAGGAACAAAGAACUUAAAAAAAAAA